AAAAAAAAAAAUCGCACCAGCAAGGGUUUAGACCGGGUUUAACGAAGCGAAAAAGUGGGUUUGUUAGUCUUUCCAGUGAAGACUGAAGAAUCGUGAAGCUUGGCGUUGAUUUUUACCAUGAGCUACCUUCUGAAAAGGCUUCGUUACUUCAACGGUAGCUCUGUUUUUCGUACUUUGGCGGUUGCAGCUGCAGGUUCAGCUCUCCUUUGCUCCAAUGGCGACACUGAUUUCCGAGCAUCUGUCAAAGCACGGAUCCCUGUGCCAUUACAAGAUCCGUUGCCCUUUCCUCAACAUUUGGAUUUUUCGGGCGUAUAUGGAACACUUCCACUCUAUUCUUAUAGGGAUAUAGGCAGUCAAACUCCAUCAUCUGACACAACUAAGGAUGCUUCUGCGGCUGCUCAUCAUGGUGGCUCAAACCCUUGUAAUUGUUUUGAAAGAAAUACUAUUGCUGAUGCAGCGGCUAAAGUUGGGCCUGCUGUUGUUAAUAUUGCUGUUACACACGAUUAUCUUGGGGUUACUGCUGCAAAGAGUAUAGGCUCUGGAACAAUCAUCGACAAGGAUGGUACAAUAUUGACAUGUGCUCAUGUUGUGGUUUAUUUUCAAGGGACCUCGAGUUUAUCAAAGGGGAAGAUAGAAGUUACUUUGCAAGAUGGAAGAUCAUUCGAGGGUAAAGUGAUAAAUGCUGACCUGCAUUCAGAUAUUGCCAUUGUGAAGAUCAAUUCCGAAACCCCACUUCCUGAAGUAAAACUUGGUUCUUCAAGCAAGCUUCGUCCUGGGGAUUGGGUAAUAUCUCUGGGCUGUCCACUUGCCCUUCAGAAUACUGUCACUGCUGGUAUUGUAAGUUGUGUUGAUCGUAAAAGUAGUGAUUUGGGCUUUACUGGUGUGAAUAGAGAGUAUUUACAAACAGAUUGUGCAACUAAUGUGGGAAAUUCUGGAGGCCCACUUGUCAACAUUGAUGGAGAACUUGUUGGUGUGAACCAUAUGAAAAUGUUUGCCGCUGAUGGGUUGAGUUUUUCUGUACCAAUCGACUCAGUGUCCAAGAUUAUAGAGCAGUUCAAGAAAAGAGGGAGAGUAAUACGGCCUUGGCUUGGGCUUAAGAUGCUAGAUUUGAAUGAUACCCUUAUUGCGGAGCUUAAAUUGAGAAGCGCUACAUUCCCUGAUGUCGAUAAGGGAAUUCUUGUACCAAUGGUGACUCCUGGGUCUCCUGGUCAACGUGCUGGAUUCCGUCCUGGUGAUGUUGUGAUUGAAUUUGAUGGGAAGCCCGUCCAAAGUAUGAAGGAGGUAAUAGAAGUAAUGGAGGACAGAGUUGGGGUGCCCAUGAAGGUGGUGGUUAAGAGAGAAGGCAACAAAUUGGUGAAGCUCACUGUAAUUCCUGAGGAAUCUAAUCCCAAUAUCUGAAAACUGGAGAAGCCAAUGACUCGGGAAUAGUGAUAGUGUAUUCGACCAUAUGAUUUCCGUUUACGUUACCCUCCUUUUACUAUCAUUCUUUAUAGUAAAAUUCACGACCUUACUUAAAAUGUACAAAAAUUAAAUUAAAUUAUGAAUCGAACUACCAAAAUAUUACAUAUUAUUCGUUCUAAUGUUA
Arachis duranensis is the source of this 1585-nucleotide messenger RNA. Its product is annotated as putative protease Do-like 14. The record is from RefSeq and is a predicted model, not a curated record. NCBI's taxonomy places the organism in Eukaryota, Viridiplantae, Streptophyta, Magnoliopsida, Fabales, Fabaceae. Gene Ontology annotation, biological process: proteolysis. Bases 118 to 1398 code for a protein of 426 amino acids. The transcript has 11 exons. Gene Ontology annotation, molecular function: serine-type endopeptidase activity; protein binding.